This is a messenger RNA of Scheffersomyces stipitis CBS 6054, 5796 nucleotides long. RefSeq names its product putative ubiquitin-protein ligase. The coding region runs from base 1 to 5796 and encodes 1931 amino acids. The transcript has a single exon. The record is from RefSeq and is a predicted model, not a curated record. Gene Ontology annotation, cellular component: ubiquitin ligase complex; cytoplasm. NCBI's taxonomy places the organism in Eukaryota, Fungi, Ascomycota, Pichiomycetes, Serinales, Debaryomycetaceae. Gene Ontology annotation, molecular function: zinc ion binding; ubiquitin protein ligase activity. Gene Ontology annotation, biological process: protein ubiquitination; ubiquitin-dependent protein catabolic process via the N-end rule pathway.
AUGGCCACGUCCUCGAGCACCGAGGAGCUCAAGCGAUUCUUGCUUCAUCUACCCUCUGACUCUAACUAUGUCUUUUCUCAAGAUAUUCGUACCCAGAUCAGACGGGCCUGCUUUCUUGCCAUCUCCAACAAUGGGCAACAUCUAAACCGCCUCUUUCCCAACGCCUUCUCAAACAGAAACGAUCCAAAUAGCGAAUCGGAAGCGUUAUAUUCACUGCAACACAUGAUCGAUGUCGUCGAAUCAGAAUACAACUGGCUCUUUGCCAACUACUACAAAAUCUCUCUCAAAAAUAGAGAUCCCAAACACGACACUCAUAACCACCACGCCUUCCAUGCCAACCUGCCCUGUGCCCGUAUCUUCCGCAAGGGUGAACCCAUUUAUCGGUGUUUAACUUGCGGUUUCGACGAUACCUGUGCUCUCUGCUCCCAUUGCUAUCAACCCGAAUACCACCAGGGUCACAAGGUCCACAUCACCAUAUGCCAGCGUGAAAAUGGAGGCGUUUGUGAUUGCGGAGAUCCAGAAGCUUGGGUCAAGGAGUAUAUCUGCCCUUAUGCGGCUCAUGAUGAUGAAAGCAUUAUCGUCAGAAACGAGAAAAUGCCUGUAGACUUGGAACUGAGCUUUCUCCAGACGAUAGAAACCUUGCUAGAUUACGUUAUCGACGUUAUGAGCCAGUCCGACCAGCAGUUCGAAGAUCCGGUAGAAGCAACGGAAGCUAAAGUAGAACUUAAUGCGAUCAACAGUACUCUUGACCCACUGAAAUACGAUUGUAGUACGGAUAACUUCACCGACGCCAACAAUGAGCGGUUCUUUCUCAUGGUAUACAACGAUCAAAUCAGACACUAUAGAGAUGCAGUCCAGCGUAUCCAUUUGGCCAGUAGGAAAGUAAAGCAAUUUGCCGUCAUGGUGACUGAAAAAGUGCAGAACUACGGCAAAGCCAAGGUGAUAAGCUCCAAGAAUAUCAAGUUAUUACUCGAAAGACAAAAGAUUUUGAGUGCUACGGGUCUUUCAACAUGUAUAAGAUCUCACAGAGACGUUUUUAGGGAAGAUAUGUGUGAUGAGAUCUUGAUCUGGAUCAACGAUUUGACCGAAAGUGAGAUGUUCAAGAUGAACAACUCAGCAAAAAAUCUUUUUUGUAGAGCUUUUUGUGAAAAGUGGAAAAGCGGUCUUUUAGUUGCCACUCAUGGAGACAACUCAAAUCACCAAUAUAGAGUUGGAGCGCUAGAUGCCUGUUCAAAAAUCCCCAAAUUGCCGUCUUCUAAUACUGAUAGAAAGACUCAACUACAUUGGUUCUUUCAACCUUCAAAAUGGAACUUACCUGAAGACAUUUGCAGAGAAUGCGAUUACAAUUUAACAGAAGAAGACUACGAGCCACAUACUAGUCACUUGGGAUCUCGUCUUCAGUAUCUUAUUUAUUUGGAUGUUAGAUUCUGGAAGUCUAUCAGAAUCUAUUUGCAUGAUAUGUACUCGACUUCAUUGAUCACAAAUUUAUGGUAUAAGCAUAUCAUUUCCUGUCAAUAUGUGGACAUAUACCCUACCAUUGCUGACAUGUUCUUGACUAUGGACAGAGAACCAGAGCUUAAUGUUAUGUGUACGUUGUCUACUCAGCUCUUCACGUGUCCUUCUAACUCCACUUCGAUUGUUCAGCAUGGUGAUGUUUCGCGAAUUUUUGCGUCCAUAUACGGUUUCUUAACUAUUGAGGAAAUCAGGUCACCUGAGUGUGUUGAAGUAACUCAAGAGAUAUCGAUGAAAAGUUUGAAGAACAGGAUAUGGGGCCAGAUCUUCUUUGAUAUUGGUUACAUAUUGAGUAGAUCUCGCGAUUCAAAGUAUAUUUUGACUAGCAAUAUCAUCCCCAUGGCAUGCGACAUAUUGGCAUUAUUUCAAGGUCGUCCGGUGAUGAAAAGAGAAAAGAAGAACCAUGUGGAAUACGAAAGUCCCGAUUACACUGCAUUUUUCCAUGCCAUACUGGUCAUCUAUCAGUUUGGAGAAUACAUAGCCCAUUCUUUGUCCAAUUUAGGAGAUAUUGACCCUGAAUUGAGGACAUCCCUUAGUAAGAAUGCUAUUAAAUAUGUCAUCAGCUUCUUGCUUAAGUUAGAAAACAAUGACUACCCUGGUCUUAUUGAUGAAUACGUUGACAUUAACCUAUCAAUCGACAAAAAAAUCUCAAAGGAACCCAUAGGUGGAAAUAUCAUCCAGUAUUAUAGAAUUGACGAGGAAAAAGUCAGUUUCUUGCAUCCAAUUCAUUCUUUCUUGAGUUGGUUGAUAGAACUCUCUGAUUUCAAGUCUCCUUCGGAAAUUGUUGAAGUGCUUAACUCAUCGACUGAUUUCUACAGCAUAACCUCUAGUGUUGAUAUUCCUAACCAUUUGACUUCUAUCUUUGACUAUCCCAUUAGAACAAUAGUACUUAUGUCACAAAUUAAGUCUGGUUUCUGGGUGAGAAACGGGUUCAGUGUCAGAUCUCAAUUACAGCUUUAUAGAAACACAGGAUUGCGUGAAAGUGGGUAUAUGAGAGAUCUUUUCCUAACACAAGUAUUCAUCAACUCAAAUAGUCCUAACCUUGUUUGCUUCCUACUUUUCAGUCGCUGGUUAUUAAUGGACGGAUGGUUGAUUGACAGCAGAACGGUAAGAAAUGAAGUCACUGAUCUAGAUUUGCAAGUUUCAGCGGAUCUGUCGGCAUUGUGCUACGACCUGAAGACCUUACCAUACAUGUUAGAGGAAUGCAUGAACUUCUUCAUUCAUGUCUUGACUGAAGAUCUUUAUUUGCGUGGUCUCAAAGAUGAGGUUAUGAUCCAAACAAGAAUCAAGAAAGAGAUUGUUCACAAUUUGUGCUUCGGACCAAUGAGUUACACGAAGUUGUGCUCUCAAAUUCCGGAUCAUAUCUUGUCAGAGAAGAGAUUUGAUCUAAUAUUGGCUGAAAUGACAACAUUUACAGCCCCAAAUGGUGCAACUGACAUUGGUGUUUAUCAUCUCAAAGAUGAGUUUUAUGAUCAGAUAAACCCAUAUUAUUUCAACUAUACCACAAAUACAAAGGAUGAUGCAAUUAAAUUCGUGAAGGAAAGAAUUCAUAAGACCACAAGAAAACCAAUUACUGAAAUUGUUAUCGAUCCUAAGUUGAGGGACCCUGGCGAAUUGGGAAUUUACAGAUAUAUUGGAAACUUUUCAGCCUCUGCUUAUUUUUCCGAUUUCUUAAUUAGGACUUUGUCGUACAUAAGCAAGGAGGGAAUUGAAGAGGUUGAAAGUUUGCUAGAAACUGCAUUACACUUGAUACACAUCUGCGCCUUUGAAAAUACAAUCGACAUCAGUCAAUACGGCACAUUCUAUGACAGAUUUGUCAAUAUAUCAGAUGCAUACGGAACAUCGAUUGCAGUGUUACUAUACGAAAUUUUAGCAAAUGACCAGUUCAAAAAUCACCAUUCAAAAAUUCGUUGUAUUUUGAAGGUCUUUGAGGACAAGUACCAGAAUUUGGGCAAGAUCUUGAGUGAUCAAAUUGUAGAUUAUAAUCCGUUGGUGAUUGAGUUUCACACAAAGAUGGAUAAUGAUGAAAACGAAUUCGAGAAGAAAAGACGUAUGGCGAAAGAAAGACAAGCAAAAUUAAUGGCAAAAUUUAAGAAGCAACAGUCCCUGUUCCUCAAGAAGAACAACAUGGAAAGGAAUUACUGCAGUGAUAUUGAAAUGGAAGACUACGAAGAUGAACAUGGUUGGAGAUUUCCAGAACCCCAUUGUUUGCUUUGUCAGAAUGCGGCAGAAGACGCUGGCCCAUUUGGUAUCAUUACUUACAUCUCCAAAUCAUCUGAGUUUCGCACCAUCCCUUUCAAUGACAAAUUUUGGGUUUUGAAGGCAUUUUCUGAUAAUGCUAGUUCAGAUGUGAACGAAAAUGCAGGAGACCCAGUAAUUGAAGAAGUCAAAAGUGAAAAGUGGCAUAGGUUUAUGGGCAAAAUCAAGGAGAGCAAUGUUAUUGGCCCAGGAUUCUCGCACAAUGAUCAUGUUGAAAGCAAGUUGGUUUCGCUGAGCUGUGGGCAUGGAAUGCACUUUCAAUGCUACAUGAACUAUUUGAAUAGCAACAAGAGUCGCCUGAAUCAAAUCACUAGAAAUUCACCGGAAAACGUUGAAAGAAAGGAAUUUCUUUGUCCUUUAUGUAAGGCCAUAAAUAACAUGUUCAUUCCAAUAUUAUGGACCUCCAACAAGAGACUGUUGUCUCAAUUUUUGAAACCUUUGCUGUUGCCAAAUCCGUUCGAUCACAUUGAUCCAAAAAUUGUUCAUAAUCAGGAUUGGUAUAAAGAAUUUACAUUCAUAUCCGAUAAGGACAUUGAAGACAUGUCCAUUUUGACUAAAGCAUCCACGGAUAUAAUUUCUCUGUCAUCCAACAACGACUUCACCGGAUCUCAGCACAGCUUCAGGGUUCUUUUGAGCAAUAUGUUCCAGAUUUUGUCACUUCUUACAUUCCCUCAAGUUUUUAAGGCUGACACAGUGUUUGUUCUUCUGAACACGAUUAAGUCAAUUGAAAUAUCAUUGAGGGGAACAUCCGCAAGGGGUGAGCUGAUCAUAUAUCAAUUGUCCAAUAACGCUUUGAUCAACUUGAGAACAUUAAAUGAAUUCCGUAAUACAUGCGUUCUAAUGAAGAUCAAGAGCUGGAUUCAUACUCCCAAUCCAAAAGGAGACGCCUAUGCCAAGAUGUUGGCCAAUAUCUUCUCGUUAUCAAAUGGCUCUAUUAAUUCAUCCAUUCUUGAGGCCGACUUCUUCGAAUCGUUAGUGAACAUUCUUCCUUUGCCGUCUUCUGGUUUUUCAUUUAACGCCAUAUUAAACACAUGUUUCACUGGUCACCUUAUCCAGUGUCUCCAUAUAUUGACUAGAGAAAUUGCCUCUCAUGAUUUCUAUAAAAGUCAGGAUUAUUCAGUUUUGGAUAUUCCUGUAAUAGCCGAUGUUGAUAUUAACAAGUCUAAAGUUGCUUUGUUAGCUUUCCAUAAGUUGAAAUUGUCUGAGGAUUUCCAUGGAGAUGACGCAUCCAUUGAAAAUGACGAAAAAUUUGGACAGGUGAUAUACUCAAUGUUAGUCAAGGCAAGUACAUCAUUCUUGAGAAGGGCAGCUAUUUUUGCAUACGUUCAAUGUGCCAACGUAGAAAAACUUGAUGUUUCCUCCGUAGAAGAUCUAAGAGUUGAAGCUGAUAGACUCUGUUCUUUCUUGAAUAUCAAGACAAUCGGCGAGUAUCUAGAAUUGUUUAUUUUGCCAAAUAAGUCAUACGAAGGUUGUGUCUUUCAAGGGUUUGUUGAUUAUGCAAGGAAUUUGAACAAACCUGGAUUUGAAAACUCAGAGACAAGAAAGGGAUUAGAAUAUCCCGGAAUGAUUAGAUUGACAGAACUUCCAGAAAGAUUGGACCACUUUUUCACAAGAUAUUACUAUCUGGAUAAGUACAACAAUCCACACAUGACAAUUGAAGAUCCUGCCAUUUGUCUCUUCUGUGGUGCCGUUGUCGAUGCUCAAAAGCCAGCCAUUGGUUGCAAGGAGGGCCAGUGUACGACACACUACUUAAAAGAAUGUGCACAUGACGUUGGAAUCUUCCUAUUGCCCAAAGAGCGAAGCAUGUUGUUGUUGCACAAGAAUGGAGGCACUUUCUACAAUGCUCCUUUCUUGGACCAACAUGGAGAGUUAGCAGGAGAGUCAAAAAAGGCAAAGACACUCCACUUGAUGAAAGCAAGAUAUGACGAGUUUAUUAAGAACGUUUGGUUGCUGCACAAUAUCCAAAACAUUAUCGCCAGAAACUUAGAACGUGUUCUUGACGCUGGAGGCUGGGAUACUCUAUAG